AUGGCAGGUGACAGUAGCACGACAAAGUCCAAUCCCGUGGUGAAUUUUGUGGUGGCACUUUGGAAGGUGUUGUGGGAAAUCUGGAUUGAGCCGUUCCUGCAAUUCAUCCAUGUGUACGAACCAGCGGACAGGACGUACGGACGUAGCGAGGUGCCGUUCAGCAAGAUGGAGCAGCGCCUGCACGAGAAUCCAGAUGUGACGGUGUCAUUCUACAAGGCGAUGAUGCCCAACGGAAAGGAUUUCGUUUGGUAUCAGGUUUGGGAAGACAAGCUUGCAAUGCGCUCGACGGGACGUGUGGCAGACAUGGUGUUCUGUCACGGCACUGGUGUGCACUCAGGCACGCUCGCGAGCCAUUCUCGUCGAUAUCUGGAUGCUGGCUACCGAUUGAUUGUACCUGAUCUUCCAUCGCAUGGCUACUCAACAGGCCGACACGUCUAUCAGCCGACGAUGAAGGGUUACACUGAUGGUGUGUACCAGGCAAUUCACGACGUGGCUCGCCGCGAUGACGAGGCGGAGGGCCGCAAGAUUCCCAAACAAAAUCGUCGCAGAACCUUUCUCCUUGGUCUUUCGUUCGGUGGUCUCGUAGCGCUGCUGUACCCGAUCUACUAUCCGGCAUCUGCUCGAAACGACACGACGGACAUGGAUGAGAUCCCGGUUGAUGGUGUUGUGGCUGUUGGACCGAUUCUGCACUUUAAUCCGAAGGACGUCAAAGUCAGUCCUGUUGUUCGCUUCAUUGUCACAAUCAUUCGUUUCUUGAACGCAGGCCGUCUUGAACUGUAUGUGCCACAUAAGCAGGCCGUCGACAAAGAUCCCAAGGUGUAUAAGCAGCUUGUGGAUCAGGACAUGCGUAGUCACCGCGGUGCUUUCCGUGUAGGGCACCUGCUAUGUGUGCGCAGAGGCAUUGCGGACGUCCAGGAACUGGCUGACAAGUUUACUGUUCCGGUAUACAUUCAGCAUGGCUUGCAAGACCGUGUGGUGUCGGUGACGUCGUCGACGACAUGGCUCGAAAAGAUUGGAUCGGAUGACAUUAAAAUGAGCGUGUACCCAGUGUGUCAGCACGUCAUUUACCGUAAGGCUAAGACUGAGGAGGAAGACUUGGCUGGCCGUGUAUGUGUGUUGGAGGAUAAUGUGGCUUGGAUGAACGCCCGUUGCCCAGGCAUUGGCCACAUCGAGCGCGGUGUGUCGUUCUCGUCUGACCACUCAGACAUGAGCAAGGAUGCGUCUCAGCGUACGUUAGCUUACUCAGGCUUUUCGUCGGGUCUGAUGACGCCUAGUGAAGCAGCCUUAAGCUCUAUGGGACAACCCAACAUUGUGGAGGACACAAUCCAAUCUCUUACAGACAAACUAGGCGCCUUUGACCAAGAGGGCGCCAAGUCAACUGGUGUAGACAAUGAUGCGUCUAGCACAAGUCAGUCGCUGUCGAACCGUCUCGCAAAGGACUCCGCAAAGCAGCCUAUCACGCCAGUUUCUGGGCCUGAUGAUUCAGUUGAGCAUCGUGUGUAUCGUGGAAAUUGGACGUUGCCCCAGGAAAUGCGUCCAUAUGAUAUCUUGAUCGAUUGA
Molecule: messenger RNA, 1560 nt
Organism: Malassezia globosa CBS 7966
Lineage: Eukaryota; Fungi; Basidiomycota; Malasseziomycetes; Malasseziales; Malasseziaceae
Exons: 1
Coding region: 1-1560 (519 amino acids)
Cellular component (GO): membrane
Molecular function (GO): monoacylglycerol lipase activity
Source: RefSeq, a predicted model, not a curated record